This is a messenger RNA of Chanos chanos (milkfish), 711 nucleotides long. RefSeq names its product electron transfer flavoprotein subunit beta lysine methyltransferase (gene etfbkmt). Bases 1 to 711 code for a protein of 236 amino acids. The record is from RefSeq and is a predicted model, not a curated record. NCBI's taxonomy places the organism in Eukaryota, Metazoa, Chordata, Actinopteri, Gonorynchiformes, Chanidae. Gene Ontology annotation, molecular function: protein-lysine N-methyltransferase activity. The transcript has 3 exons. Gene Ontology annotation, cellular component: mitochondrial matrix. Gene Ontology annotation, biological process: peptidyl-lysine trimethylation.
AUGGUACUUUUCACGCAAAGUUAUGUGAGCUACUUUAAAUCUGAUAGCGAUGAUAUAAAGCAUUUUAUCGUUGAGCACACGGAGAUUGUCAGGAAACACAGUUUAACCCCAGAAAUAAGUUUGAGGCUCUUUACACCUAACUGUCGGUUCUGGCACGAGAGACCAGAACUGUGGCCCUUUCCAGAACCCUACUGGGCCAUAUACUGGCCUGGAGGUCAGGCACUCUCGAGGUAUCUGUUAGACAAUCCUGACGUGUCUCGCGGUAAAAGAGUGUUGGAUCUUGGUUGCGGCUGCGGAGCUUCAGCUAUUGCAGCCAAACUCAGUGGGGCAGACCAUGUAGUAGCUAACGACAUAGAUGAAGUUGCAGCAAUUGCCACCCAGCUGAACUGUGAACUGAACAGCCUGGAGCAACUACCCUGUGUUACUGAUAACCUGAUUGGCUCAGACCUGGUAAACUGGGACCUCAUUCUACUGGGAGACAUGUUCUAUGACCAGUCUCUCGCUGACAGCCUACAUCACUGGCUCCACAAGUGUAUUAAGACUCAUGGCACUCGGGUCCUUAUUGGAGAUCCAGGACGGGCCCAGUUUGAGAGCCACGACAUCCGGAGACUGUUGCUGAAGAAGGCUAAGUUUGAGCUUCCUGAUUCUGUCAGAGAGGAGAACUAUGGUCUGACUAGUAGCACUGUGUGGUGUUACACACCUGACCUAUGA